AUGGAGAAUAAAUGGUUCAUGGACAUCAUCUUUGAUGAAUUUAGGGGUGGCAAGAUCAAUAUAGAUAAGACCUUGAAACUGCUCAAUAAGUUUGAAGUCUCCUAUGAUUAUGUUCAUGUGAAAAAAGUGUUUAAGAAAAAUGACAAACAGAAGGCUGGAGUCAUCACCAUGGAAGAUUUUAGGGCAAUUUAUCGAACACUUCUGCACAGACCUGAAUUUAACGAACUCUUCAGCAGCUACUCACCAAACAAAAAAGUUCUAGCACCAUCAAAUCUAGCUGACUUUCUUCGAAAGGAGCAGUUUGAACUUGAUGCUAAUGAAGGAAGAGCUGUUUCACUCAUUAAUAAAUAUGAACCCAUUGAUGAAGCGAGAAAGAAGAAGGAGAUGACCUUCGAAGGCUUUAUACGAUACAUGAUGUCAGAAGAGUGCAGCGUAUUUAAAGUGCAACACAAAAACGUUUACCAAGACAUGAGCUACCCAAUGUGUGAUUAUUUCAUAUCGUCUUCACACAAUACCUACUUGAUACAAGACCAGCUUGUAGGACCAAGUCACCUCUGGGGCUACGCCAACUCCUUAAAGAAGGGAUGCCGCUGUGUGGAAAUUGACUGCUGGGACGGGCCAAAUGAGGAACCUGUGGUCUACCAUGGACACACCUUGACGAGCAAAAUUACCUUCCAGAACGUCAUCAAUGUGAUUUACAAGCAUGCCUUUGAGACUUCAGAUUAUCCCAUUGUUCUAUCUCUGGAGAACCACUGUGGCCCCAAACAGCAGGAGAAGAUGGCGGCACAUCUGCUAGACAUUCUCAGGGAUACCCUUUGCGUUUCGACACUAGAUGGUACUAUGCCAUCAGAACUACCUUCCCCAGAGCAACUGAAAGGCAAGAUCUUGAUCAAGAAUAAGAAAAUUGGAACACUGGAAGACACUCUUCAACGGAGCGGCCCACGAACCCGGGGUCAUUUAGGAGAAGUUGAGGAGGUCACAGGCUCGGAGGAGGAUGCUGACGAAGACCCUGCAGCACAUUUGAUAAAGAAACCCGUCAUUCGGAAGCCAUCAGCCCCUAAAAAGGACAAGAAGGACAAGGUAAGUCAUAAGGUGAAAGUGGCUAUGUUGCUGUCCGAACUUGUGAUUUUCACUGCUUCCCGGAAGUUUGUCAGCUUUGAAGAUUCAAGGGAGAAACAGAAAUUUUAUCAAAAUAAUUCCAUCGGGGAAGUGAAAGGCCAGAAGCUCAUAAGCAAGAAAGCUCCUGACUUUGUCUCACACACAAUCCGCUUCAUUACAAGAAUUUACCCCAAAGGAACUAGGGCAGAUUCUUCAAAUUAUGAUCCACAAGAAUUCUGGAAUGUUGGGUGCCAAAUGGUGGCCUUAAACUUUCAAACACCUGGAGUACAAAUGGACCUACUGAAUGGAAAAUUUUUGGACAAUGGUGGCUCUGGCUUUGUUUUAAAACCAGAAUUCUUGAGAAGGAAGGACAGCGCCUUUGACCCAUUUAGUGUGACUGGGAGGUAUAAUCCAAUUACGCUUACAAUAAAGGUUAUUAGUGGAUAUCAGCUACCUCCAAGUAACCUCUCCAAAAGUAAUAAGGCUGAUCCCUUAGUCAAAAUAGAAAUCCAUGGUGUUGCUGAAGAUAUGGUAAAACAGCAGACUUCUGUCAUAAAGAACAACGCACUGAAUCCUAGAUGGAAUGAAACUUUCACAUUCAAUGUCCAGGUUCCAGAUCUUGCCUUAGUACGCUUCAUUGUAGAAGAUCAGAUGGCACUGGCUGCCAAUGACUUCCUUGGUCAAUUUACCUUGCCACUUACAAGCAUGAAUAAAGGUUAUCGCCAUGUUCCACUGGUCUCCAAGCUUGGGGUUACCCUCAAGCCCGCCUCACUCUUUGUGUACGUGUGGUACUUCCCACAGUAA
Molecule: messenger RNA, 1902 nt
Organism: Elgaria multicarinata webbii
Lineage: Eukaryota; Metazoa; Chordata; Lepidosauria; Squamata; Anguidae
Product: 1-phosphatidylinositol 4,5-bisphosphate phosphodiesterase zeta-1-like
Exons: 13
Coding region: 1-1902 (633 amino acids)
Biological process (GO): lipid metabolic process; positive regulation of cytosolic calcium ion concentration involved in egg activation; release of sequestered calcium ion into cytosol
Cellular component (GO): nucleus
Molecular function (GO): phosphatidylinositol-4,5-bisphosphate phospholipase C activity; calcium ion binding
Source: RefSeq, a predicted model, not a curated record